CUGGGUUAAACUGGCACUUAAAAAGAAGCUCGCGUUGGCUGCUGUGCAUUUCACCAGCAACCAGGCGGGGACAUACAGCUCUCUUCACAGAGGAAAGUGUAUCUUAGCUGAUCCUUAGAACUCCACCAUCUUAAGUCUUUCUCCUUCACCCUGUCUCUGGAGGGAGCGAGCCAUGGGCACUGGUGUGGACAGGUUUCUGUGGUCUGUGCUGCUGCUGCUGCCAGCCUUGGGACUCUGCGGGGCUCUGCCAGCAGACUGGCUGCCAGGGGAUUAUGUGGACAGUGUGGAUGAUGCACUGAGGUUCCUCAAUGACUACAACAGCACGGCUGAGGAGGUGUUAUUCCACAGCGUCACUGCCAGCUGGAACUACAACACCAACAUCACAGAUCACAACUCCAUGCUUCAGGUAAAUGCGUCCCUUGAAGAGCAAGCAUUUUCUGAAGCCUGGGGGAUGAAGGCCAAGAAUACCUUCACUGACGCAACUAUCAACAAACUAACAGACCCAAAAGACAGGACACUGAUGGGAAAGAUCAAGAUACUGGGACCUGCCAACCUGCCCGAGGAAGAGAGAAAGAAGUAUAACACCAUUCUCAGCACGAUGGACAGUAUUUAUUCAACAGCCAAGGUGCAUCCACAGCCAAACAUAAGCUGGAGCCUGGAACCUCAUCUCACAAAUAUUAUGGCCAAUUCCAGGAGCUACAAGAAACUGCUAUACGCCUGGGAGGGCUGGCACAAUGCAUCUGGUGUCCCUCUCAAGAAGCACUACCCUGGGUUUGUGGAGCUUAGCAACAAAGCCUCCAAAGCUGAUGGAUUUGCUGACACUGGAGCUGACUGGCGGUCUUGGUAUGAUACUCCGACAUUUGAAGCCGAUUUAGAAGAUCUUUAUAAGACCAUUGAGCCACUCUACAAAAACCUGCAUGCCUUUGUGAGGCGCCAGCUCUACAACCAGUACGGUUCCAAAUACAUCAACCUUAAUGGACCUAUCCCGGCUCACCUGCUAGGAAACAUGUGGGCCCAGACCUGGAACAAUAUUUAUGGUUUGAUGAUCCCAUUUCCUGAAAAACCCAACUUGGAUGUGACUGAUGAAAUGGUCAAACAAGGCUACAAUGCCACGCACAUGUUCCGCGUGGCGGAGGAGUUCUUCACCUCUCUGGGUUUGAAGGAGAUGCCUACAGAGUUCUGGGAAGAGUCUAUGCUCGAGAAGCCCGAGGGUCGAGAGGUGGUGUGUCAUGCAUCUGCCUGGGACUUUUACAACCGCAAAGAUUUCAGGAUCAAGCAGUGCACCACAGUGACGAUGGAGCAGCUCUUUACUGUGCACCAUGAGAUGGGGCAUAUCCAGUAUUACCUGCAGUACAAAGACAAGCCUGUGGGCUUCCGUCGCGGUGCCAACCCCGGUUUUCACGAGGCUAUCGGGGAUGUGUUGUCUCUGUCAGUUUCCACUCCCAAACAUCUGAAAACCAUCAAUCUGCUGGAAUCUGCGACCUCUGACCCUGAAACUGAUCUCAAUUACCUGCUGAAGAUGGCUCUGGAGAAGAUUGCCUUCCUUCCCUUUGGCUACCUCAUCGACCAGUGGAGGUGGGGUGUGUUCAGUGGAAACACUCCUCCAGAGCGGUACAACUCUGAUUGGUGGUACCUCAGGACGAAGUAUCAAGGCAUCUGCCCACCCACCAGACGUACAGCUGAUCACUUUGAUCCCGGGGCAAAAUACCACAUUCCUGGAAACACACCGUACAUCAGGUAUUUUGUCAGCUUCAUCCUGCAGUUCCAGUUCCAUGAAAAACUCUGUGAAGCAGCCAAACACACUGGUGCUCUGCACACAUGUGACAUCUACCGCUCCAAAGAAGCAGGCGCCAUUUUACAGAAGGUUCUCCAGGCUGGCUCAUCUAAAGCUUGGCCUGACGUGCUCCAGGAGGCUAUAGGCACCAGAAAGAUGGAUGCUGGCUCACUGAUGAGAUACUUUGCCCCCAUUAUUGAGUGGCUAGAGAAGCAGAAUGAAAAUGAGACUUUGGGAUGGCCUGACUUCAACUGGGUCCCACCCAUCCCUGAAGGCUACCCUGAGGAUAUUGACAAGAACACGGAUGAGCUUGAUGCAAAGACCUUUCUGGAGGAGUACAACAGUACAGCUGAGGAGGUGUGGAACGCCUACACUGAGGCCUCCUGGAAGUACAACACUGACAUCAAUGACGCCAAUAAGAAGGAGAUGCUUGAGAAGAACCUGGCGAUGGCAGACCAUUCCUUGAAGUACGGACAGAGGGCGCGUCAGUAUGACACCACCGACUUCCAGGACGCCUCUGUCAAACGAAUCAUAAACAAACUCAGUGACAUCGAGCGUGCCGCGCUGCCUUCAGCACAGCUGGAAGAGUACAACAAUCUCCUGUCCAACAUGGAGACCAAGUACAGCGUGGCGGAGGUCUGCAGAGAAGAUGGCACCUGCCACCCACUGGAUCCAGACCUCCAGAAGAUCAUGGCUGAGUCCAGGGAUUAUGAUGAAUUGUUAUUUGCCUGGAAAGGCUGGAGAGACGCUGCUGGAAAAGAAAUUCGUCAGGAUUUCAAGAGAUAUGUUGAAUUGGCCAAUCAAGCAGCCAAACUCAAUGGUCACUCUGACAAUGGUGCUUUCUGGCGCUCCCUGUAUGAGACCCCGACCUUUGAGGAAGACCUGGAGACUCUAUGGAAGGAGCUGGAGCCACUCUAUCAAAAUGUGCAUGCUUAUGUGCGCAGGGCUUUGUACAAAAAGUAUGGCUCCAAGUACAUCAAUCUGAAGGGACCCAUUCCUGCUCAUUUGCUGGGCAACAUGUGGGCACAGACCUGGUCUGGCAUCAUGGAUUUGGUUAUGCCCUAUCCAGAUGCAACGCAGGUUGACGCAACGCCAGCAAUGGUGGCAAAGGGGUGGAAUGCCCUCAAGAUGUUUGAGGAGUCGGACAAAUUUUUCACCUCUCUUGGUUUGAUACCAAUGCCAAGUGAGUUCUGGGAAAAGUCAAUGCUGGAAAAGCCAUCUGAUGGACGCAAGGUGGUCUGCCACGCCUCGGCAUGGGACUUCUAUAACCGAAAAGACUUCAGGAUCAAACAGUGCACUGUGGUAACCAUGGAUGACCUGAUCACCGUGCACCACGAGAUGGGCCACGUCCAGUACUUCCUGCAGUAUAAAGACCAGCCUGUGUCGUUCCGCGAUGGAGCCAAUCCCGGAUUCCACGAGGCCAUCGGCGAUGUUCUGGCUCUUUCUGUGGCCACACCCAAACAUCUGCAGAGCAUCGGCCUCCUGGAUAAAGUUGAGAGCAACUACGAGAGUGACAUCAACUUCUUGAUGAACAUGGCGCUUGAUAAGAUAGCUUUCCUACCAUUUGGUUACCUUAUGGACCAGUGGAGAUGGAAGGUAUUUGAUGGACGCAUCCCUCCGACUGAAUACAGCAAGGAGUGGUGGAACCUCAGGAUGAAAUACCAGGGACUGUGUCCACCUGUAACCCGCACUGAAGAUGACUUUGAUCCCGGUGCAAAGUUCCACAUUCCUGCUAACGUGCCCUAUGUCCGGUACUUUGUCAGCUUCAUCGUUCAGUUCCAGUUCCACAAGGCUUUGUGUGAUGCUGCCAAACAUACAGGGCCUCUCCAUACCUGUGAUAUUUACCAAUCGAAAGAUGCUGGGAAGCUUCUCGGUGACUUGAUGAAGCUGGGUUUCAGCAAACCCUGGCCCGAGGCAAUGAGCAUGAUCACCGGCCAGCCCAACAUGACUGCCCAGCCACUCAUGGAGUAUUUCAAACCUCUCAUCGAAUGGCUGGAGAAAGAGAACGACAAUAACAAGGACGUUCGUGGGUGGCCCGAGUACGACUGGAGGCCUUCGGCGGAUGAAGUCAAAAUAGAAGAACCCAAACCAACCACAGUGGACUUCCUGGGUAUGAAUGUGAACAGCUCAGCUGCCGUCGCCGGCCAGUGGGUGCUGCUGGUGAUUGGCCUCGUCCUCUUGCUCGCCACCAUCCUACUCGCCUACAAGUACAGGAAGUCAAAAAAGUCUAAAAAGUCCAAUUCCAUGAUGGAGCUCAAGUGAAGUGACUCGUCGUCGGUGGCGGCUUGAGUAAAUCCUGACUUACUGUAACCAUAACAGUACCAACCUCAAUGUGAACAUGUGUGUUUUGUGUACUGUACAUGUAUACAUGAUCCAAUUUGUUUUUCCUUGUGGUCUGCCUCCCUCUCUCGUCUUGUAUAUAUAUUAUAUACACUUGAAGUCGAAUUGUGUUUUGCCUAUGCAAGAGAACAUUACUAUUUUGUAAUUUAUUUGUAAUAUUUGAAUGUUUUCAAAUGAAUGUAAAGUUGAUAAUAAUUGUAUUCAGAUUGUUUUUGUUGAAUCCCCUCUGCAUUUCUACAAUAAAGAGAUGAAAUAUUGA
Messenger RNA from Solea senegalensis (Senegalese sole), 4373 nucleotides. It is a transcript of the gene ace, whose product is annotated as angiotensin I converting enzyme (peptidyl-dipeptidase A) 1. NCBI's taxonomy places the organism in Eukaryota, Metazoa, Chordata, Actinopteri, Pleuronectiformes, Soleidae. Gene Ontology annotation, molecular function: peptidyl-dipeptidase activity; metallopeptidase activity. The record is from RefSeq and is a predicted model, not a curated record. Bases 173 to 4036 code for a protein of 1287 amino acids. Gene Ontology annotation, biological process: proteolysis. The transcript has 25 exons. Gene Ontology annotation, cellular component: plasma membrane.